Thyridium curvatum is the source of this 1398-nucleotide messenger RNA. RefSeq lists its product as uncharacterized. The record is from RefSeq and is a predicted model, not a curated record. The transcript has a single exon. Bases 1 to 1398 code for a protein of 465 amino acids. Lineage: Eukaryota; Fungi; Ascomycota; Sordariomycetes; Thyridiales; Thyridiaceae.
AUGGACGCCCUCGGCAUCGCCCUGAGGCGCAUGUGCCAGCGCCGUCCCAAGCCAGCAACCACCUUGCAGCAUCUCUCCUACCGGCCCGCACCACCGCGCUUACGCGCCUGCUUCCCGUCCACACCACGCCGCCGCGCCAGCAACAUGGCGCAGCAGCAGCAGCAGCCGCGCAGCUUCCCGGCCUACUUCUGCCGCGGCGGCACCUCCAACGGCCUCGUCAUCCUGCGCCGGGACCUGCCGGCCGACGAGGCCGAGUGGGCCUCGAUCCUGCCCGCGGCCAUGGGCUCGCCCGACCCGGACUACGGCCGGCAGCUCGACGGGAUGGGCUCGGGCGUGUCGUCGACGAGCAAGAUCUGCAUCAUAUCAGCGCCGUCACCGUCACCGUCACCGUCCGACACCCACGGCGGCGGCGAGAGUCCCGCAGGCGACGAUGUAGACGUGAACUUUACCUUUGUGCAGGUCGGCAUCCGAGGCGGCGAGCUCGACAUGGCGGGGAACUGCGGCAACAUGUCGUCCGUCGUGGGGCCCGUGGCCCUCGAGGCGGGCCUCCUGGACGCGAGCAGGCUGCGCGUCGUCGCCGGGGGCGGCGGCGGCGACGAGGGCGAGGGCGGGCAGAGGCAGGCCGUGGUCACCAUCCGCAACACCAACACGGGGAAGCUCAUGCGCGCGCGCUUCGCCGUGUCCGACGACGACGGCUCCGGCUCCUCUCCGCCGCGGUACCUCCCCCGCGCGGGCUCGUACGCCAUGGCCGGCGUCCCCGGCACGGGCUCCCGCGUGUCCAUGAGCUUCCUCGACCCCGCCGGCGCCAAGACGGGCCGGGCCCUGCCCACGCGCCGCGCCGCGGACGCGCUGCGCCUGUCCGACGGGUCGCGCGUCGAGGCCUCGCUCGUCGACGUCUCGAACCCGGGCGUCUUCGUCCGCGGGUCGGACCUGGGCCUCGCCGCGGCGCCGACGCCCGCACAAGUCGAGGCCGACGCCGCGCUGCGGGCCCGCCUCGCAGAGAUCCGGCGCCUGGGCGCGGCCGAGAUGGGGCUCGACCCGGCCGUGGAGAGCGUGCCCAAGGUCCUCAUGCUGUUCCCGCCCGAGGAGGACGGCGGCGACGGCGCCGCCGCCGCCGCCGACAUACGCUGCGUCGCCAUGUCGAUGGGCCAGGCGCACAAGGCGGUGCCGCUGACUCUGGCGCUGUGCCUGGGCGCGGCGACCAGCAUCCCCGGCACGAUACCGGCGCAGCUGGCGAGGAAGGGUCACCGUGGCGGCAGAGACAAGGGUGUGGUGACGAUCGCGCACCCUGGCGGGACGGUGGACAUUGGAACGACGCUGGACGACAACGGAGAGAUCGUCUCUGCGGAGCUGCAUCGGACGGCGAGGAUAUUGAUGAAGGGCGACGUGUACUAUUAG